UUGCCAAUCACAUAUAGAAAUUGGUACUCUUCCAAUAAAAACACCACCAAUUGCUAAUUUAUUUGUGGAACAAAGUUAGUUAUAUCAAACAUGAUGCGUGUCCGUGUAAAAUUACCAGGAUUCUGUAUGAAUCGAACUGCAGUCCAUGUUCGAUCCCGUAAUUCCCCUUCUCAGCUGUACAAGAAGGCGCUUGAUUUGAUCAAAUCCGAUGAUAACAAGUCUGAAUUUUCCAGCAAAAACAGCAUUGAGAUGAACUACAACACCGAUGAAUCUAAGACAGAUUCUGAAAAUGGGAUUAAUAAUAGAGUCAUGCUUGUGGUUGAUACUAGCCUUGAAGCCAAAGGUGCUUUGCAAUGGGCACUUACACAUACUGUUCAAAGCCAGGACACUAUUAUUCUUCUCUCUGUAAUCAACCCCUCUCAUCAAGGUGAAAAUGAGAAUAGUGAAAUUAAUCAGAGAGCCUAUGAACUUCUUUACUCCAUGAAAACUAUGUGCCAAACAAAGAGACCAGGGGUACAAGUGGAGAUUGUAGUGCAAGAAGGGAAAGAAAAAGGCCCUGCAAUUGUAGAAGCAGCCAAGCAGAGAAAGGUGUCAUUACUGGUAUUGGGACAAAGAAAAAGAUCAAUAAUGUGGCGCCUACGCAGGAUAUGGUCUGGGAAAAAUUCGAAAAACAGAGUAGUCGAACACUGUAUUCAGAAUGCGAAGUGCUUGACAAUUGCAGUAAGAAGGAAGAGCAGGAAGUAUGGAGGAUAUCUCAUUACAACUAAACGUCACAAGGAUUUUUGGCUCUUAGCUUAAUCCUUUUGUUUUUGAUCAUUCAUUGUUUGGAUUUAUAAUACUAAAGAAACAUUUCGGUUUUCUUUCUGUUGUAAUCUGCACGAAACAAGUAGCCACUUCCCUCAUUAGGAAAUGAAUUGUACAAAUUAAAGCACAAAAUGAGAGGAGUUAAUUUCAUUGGA
Molecule: messenger RNA, 959 nt
Organism: Solanum dulcamara
Lineage: Eukaryota; Viridiplantae; Streptophyta; Magnoliopsida; Solanales; Solanaceae
Exons: 3
Coding region: 91-798 (235 amino acids)
Source: RefSeq, a predicted model, not a curated record